Alternaria atra is the source of this 2724-nucleotide messenger RNA. RefSeq lists its product as uncharacterized. Gene Ontology annotation, biological process: monoatomic cation transport. The record is from RefSeq and is a predicted model, not a curated record. The transcript has a single exon. Gene Ontology annotation, cellular component: membrane. Lineage: Eukaryota; Fungi; Ascomycota; Dothideomycetes; Pleosporales; Pleosporaceae. Gene Ontology annotation, molecular function: metal ion binding; ATP binding; ATPase-coupled monoatomic cation transmembrane transporter activity. The coding region runs from base 1 to 2724 and encodes 907 amino acids.
AUGAAAGACGACUGCUGUGCAGACGAUAUACAGAGUGUCUCUGAAGACACAUGUGUCAGCAGCUAUUGCGAACCUAAACGAACUAAUUGUACAGAGACUACCACGAAAGCACCGAAAGCAUCUUGCUACACCUCACCACCCAAAGCAUGCGCAACUACCAGGACCAAAACAUCAUGCUGUCCGCCUAAAAACGCAUCGAAAUGCUACACCGACAAGAAGUUAACUCUCGUCAACACAACCGAAGUCGUGAGCAGUUCGGAUAACGUCGACAUUGAGAAAGGCGGGGACACACGUGAACAUGUCGUCAUCAGCGUAUCUGGCAUGACCUGCACAGGGUGUGAGACAAAGUUACAGCGAACACUAGGUAGUCUAGACUACGUCAGCAAACUCCAGACCAGCCUGGUCCUCGCCCGCCUCGAGCUAGACAUCAAUACCAGCCUUGCGACCGUCGACGAUGUCGUCAAACACCUCCAUCGCACAACGGAGUUCAAAUGCGAGAUAGUGUCAAAUCAGGGUUGUAGUCUGGAUCUUAUCUGCUCGGGAGACCCUGCAGCUUUGGUCAACGGACAGUGGCCAGACGGCGUAGUGGACGUGCGUCGCCUAAACAAGCAGACCAUCCGUGUCGAUUACGACGCGAAGAUUGUAGGAGCGAGAGACUUGAUGGGUGACGACUGGAGUCAGUCGUUACAACUUGCACCACCGUGUCCCGACUCUUCCUUGGAGGCCGGUAGCAGACAUGUUCGAAACAUGGGCUUGUUGACAUUGCUCUCUGCCAUGUUAACCAUUCCUGUAUUGGUCAUGGCAUGGGCUCCUCUUCCGGAGCGCGAAAUUGCAUAUGGCUCUGCGUCACUUGGGCUCGCAACUAUUGUCCAAGUUGUCAUCGCUGGCCCUUUCUACCCGAAAGCGCUCAAGGCUCUGGUGUUCUCCAAGGUCAUUGAGAUGGAUUUGCUCAUUGUGUUGAGUACAAGCGCCGCGUACAUCUUCUCUGUCGUUUCGUUCGGCUACCUGGUCAGCGGGAAACCGCUGUCGACGGGCGAGUUCUUCGAGACAAGUACGCUACUGGUGACACUCAUCAUGGUCGGACGUUGGGUGGCAUCGUUAGCGCGUCAAAAGGCGGCAGAGUCCAUCAGUAUUCGUUCCUUGCAAACCCCCACUGCCAUCCUGGUCGAUGACGAUGCAGUAGAAAAAGAGAUCGAUGCCAGGCUGUUGCAAUAUGGAGACACUUUCAAGGUCGCUCCAGACUCGCGCAUCCCGACGGACGGCACCGUCAUCUCAGGUUCUUCGGAGAUUGAUGAAUCAAUGUUGACCGGCGAGUCUCAGCCUGUAGAGAAGCACACCAAAUCUGCUGUCAUCGCAGGAACUAUCAAUGGGAGCGGAACGCUUACUGUUUGCCUAACCCGUCUGCCUGGCGACAAUACCAUCACGACGAUUGCGGGUAUGGUUGACGAAGCAAAGCUCUCCAAGCCCAAGAUCCAAGAGAUUGCCGACACCGUGGCCAGCUACUUCGUCCCGGUAGUAGUGGCCUUGACAAUCAUCACUUUCGUCAUCUGGGUCGCCAUUGGGGUUGCGAUACGGCAUCAGUCUGGCUCAGAAGCGACCAUAGAAGCUAUCACGUAUGCCAUCACAGUCCUAAUUGUCUCGUGUCCUUGCGCCAUCGGUCUCGCGGUUCCCAUGGUCAUCGUCAUCGCAUCCGGCGUCGCCGCGAAGCGUGGGGUGAUCUUCAAGACAGCUGGCAGUAUCGAAGUCGCAUACAGAACGACGGAUGUAGUGUUCGACAAGACGGGCACCUUGACAGCAGGAAAGCUGGAGGUAGUGCACGAGGAGUAUGUUGAGUAUGGUGGUGCAGAGGAAGCCAAGUCACUUUUGCUUGGCUUGCUCGGAAACAUCAGACAUCCCGUGUCGGCGGCCAUCGCAACGCGUCUCGCGUCGCAGGGACUACCAGCUUCAACCAUAUCAGACGCCAAGGUGGUAACUGGCAAGGGCGUCGAGGGAACGAUCCAUGGCAAGAAGCUACGCGCUGGUAACUCGAGAUGGCUUGCGCUUUCCGACGAUCCACGCGUCCGCUCCAUGUUAUCUCAAGGCUUCACCACUUUUUGCUUCACCAUCGACAAUACACUAGUAGCCAUCUUCGGUCUGCAAGAUACGCUACGGCCCGACGCAGCAUCUACCAUCGAUCAUCUCCGACGCAGCGGCAUCAACGUCCAUGUACUGUCUGGCGACGACGAUGGCGCUGUUAAAGAGAUUGCCUCGCAGCUCAACGUCUCAGAAGACAAUGUUCGCUCUCGCUACUCACCCGCAGACAAGCAAACUUACAUCAAGAACCUCCUCGCAGCACCUUUGACAGCUCCAGCGACUGGCAAAUCCCGCAAGCCGGUUAUCAUGUUCGUCGGCGACGGGACCAAUGACGCCGUUGCCCUCGCUCAAGCUACAAUUGGUGUCCAUGUAUCAAGCGGUACUGAUAUCGCGCAAUCUGCUGCCGAUGUCGUUCUCGUCCGUCCUAGCCUCUCGGGCGUACUAACCAUAAUCAAUGUGAGUAGGAAGGCGAUACACAGAAUUGUAUUCAACUUUAGUUGGAGCUUCGUGUACAAUACUUUCGCUGUACUGUUAGGUGCGGGCGCGUUUGUGCACGCGAGGAUACCGCCAGAGUUUGCGGGUCUUGGAGAACUGGUCAGCGUGCUGCCUGUAGUGUUGGCGGCAGUCUUGUUGAAAUGGUCGAAAGUCUGA